Messenger RNA from Leptopilina boulardi, 1709 nucleotides. RefSeq names its product probable cytochrome P450 6a14. The transcript is spliced from 7 exons. The record is from RefSeq and is a predicted model, not a curated record. Gene Ontology annotation, molecular function: monooxygenase activity; oxidoreductase activity, acting on paired donors, with incorporation or reduction of molecular oxygen; iron ion binding. NCBI's taxonomy places the organism in Eukaryota, Metazoa, Arthropoda, Insecta, Hymenoptera, Figitidae. Bases 305 to 1621 code for a protein of 438 amino acids.
UCACUUUUCAGUUCUCGUUGAUCGCAGCCACACGUUGAAUUGUGUACCUCUCAAGAAAAGUAGUAAGUUUAUCAGAGUGUAAUAUGUCUUGCAUUCCAAAUUAUUUUGGAUUACAUCUUUUGUGUUUGCUUUUUAUUUCUAUUUGAAAUUGGUAACUUACAAUUAUUUCAAAAAGAAUGAUGUACCAGAAGAGGAUUCUAUAAUACCUUUUGGAAGUUUAUUGCCUAUUUUUGUUGGACAAAAAUGCAUUGGUAACUUAAUCAAAGAGAGUUACGAACGUCACAAACUACAACCUUACCAUGGAAUGUACAUGCUUUAUGUGCCACAUUUAAUAAUUAACGAUCCUGAAUUAAUUCGUCUUAUCAUGGUGAAAGAUUUCAAUUAUUUUCAAGAUCGUGGCUUAUAUUUUAACAAAGAGCUCGAUCCAUUAUCAGCUCAUUUAUUCCUUCUUCCUGGAGAGGAAUGGAAACAUCUCAGAUCGAAACUUUCGCCAACAUUUACCUCGGGUAAAAUAAAACAAUUUUUUCCAUUAAUGGAAAAAAUAGGUGAGAAUCUUUCGAAAGAAUUGAAUAAUCGCAUUCAAAAAUCAAACACAGUGGAAAUUAAGGACCUAAUGGGCAGAUUCACAACUGACGUUAUUGCUUCAAUUGCAUUUGGGUUUGAGUGUAACAGUUUACAAAAUCCAGAUACAGAGUUCCGAUUAUAUGGGAAGAAGUCUUUUGAUAUAAAUCCAUUUAUAAUAUCAUCUGCGAUGUUUUGCUCAAAAGUUCUCGAUAUUCUUAAAGUGCCUUUUAUUCCUAAAGACGUUGCAUACUUUUUUAAUACAGUCUUCACAGAUGUAAUUAAUCAAAGACGCAAUAAUCAUUUGGUCAGAAAAGAUUUUCUCAAUUUAUUAAUUCAGCUUAUGGUGCAUGGAGAAGUGGAGGAGGAUGAAGAAAGUAAAAAUCCACAAAAGAAACAACAGUCUGAAAAAAAUACUGAUACAAUUAGCAUGUCAACAGCAUGUGCACAAAGUUUCGUAUUUUUUGCUGCGGGAUUUGAAACUUCGUCAUCAACAACAACUUACUGUUUACAUGAAUUAGCUCAAAAUUUAGAAAUUCAAGAAAAGUUACGUAAAGAAAUUAAUAAUACACUAAGAAGCCGUACUACAUUAACUUAUGAAGAUGUUCAGGCAAUGAGUUACCUCGAUAAAGUUGUAUCAGAAACAUUACGAAAGCAUCCUAUUGUUCCAAUUUUGAACAGAGUCUGCCUAAAAGAUUAUCAAAUUCCCAAUUCUAGUUUCUGCAUUAGAAAAGGAAUGAAAAUAAUUAUCCCUAUAUUGGGUUUACAAAACGAUUCAAAUUUUUAUCCAAACCCAGAAGAAUUCAAACCAGAGCGAUUUGAUUCUGAUCAAGUUGCCAAAAGACAUGCUUUUACUUACCUACCAUUUGGAGAAGGGCCAAGGAUUUGCAUCGGUAAGCGAUUUGGUCUUCUGCAAGUUAAAGUUGCUUUAAUUAAGAUAUUAAAAGAUUUUAAAAUCACCAUUUGUGAAAAAACCGAAAUCCCCUUGAAGCCAACGAAGCGUGAUUUUCUAAUUAUGCCAGAAAAUGAUGUUUUUUUAGGAGUUGAGAAAUUAAUAUAGUAAUUUUUAUUGAAAUGAUAUUUAUAAUUUAAAUGCAUCUGUAUUAUAAUUACACUGAUAGAAAAGAUGGGUUGAGGUUACCAUUUUU